Molecule: messenger RNA, 760 nt
Organism: Paramecium octaurelia
Lineage: Eukaryota; Ciliophora; Oligohymenophorea; Peniculida; Parameciidae
Source: the annotation of a GenBank genome assembly
AUGAUUACUGAUGGAUUUUUAAAAUAUCAAUAAAUGACUCUUUGGCACAGUGUAUUUGUUAAUCUAAAUUGCAAUCAAAUUUCUUUUAAAUAAAAUUUUUUGGCUCAUGCAAUUGAUAUGAAUAUUCUAAGUAACAUACUGUCUAAUAAUUUCGCAACUUAUUAUUUUAGAUACAAUAUGGAAAUAUAAUAUAAUCAUUUUAGAUUUAUUUGGAUAUUUAAACUAGAAAUAAUAUUUAUUAUAAUUGUUAAUAAUAAGUAUAACUGCGAAAUUGCCAUUUUUUCUUGUUAGGAUUGCCAUGCUCCAACCAAUAAUGAUUGUUCAUCAUGUUCUGAAGCAUCACAUAGAAUAUACAUACCAGGGCAUAAAGCCUUAUUCUGCCCAUAUAGCUAUUUAGAUGAUUAAAUUAAUUAGAAUUGCUUAUCAUUUUCUGAUUAAUUAUUUGAUAUUGAGGAUUUACAAAAAACUAAUGAUUGCCAAAAUGGUUACUUUUAGUAUGAUAAUUCAUGCUAUCCCUGGUAAAAUAUCUGAUUAUUAUAAAAGCCCUUCAAGUAUUUCUAAUAGACGGGUAAUAUGUAUAGAAUAUAUAUAAAAUAUAAAAGGAUGGAAAGAUUAUCCAGUAUGUAUACACAAUAUCUAUAUGGAUCCUAAUGGAAGUCCAGCAAAAAUAUUCUAUGAGUAUUAUGAUUAGUUCAUAUUCGAUGGUAAAGAACCAUUUUGUGUAGAGAUUGCUAUCCAAAUUUUAUAUUUUUAAUUAUGA